Messenger RNA from Salvia hispanica, 1569 nucleotides. Its product is annotated as cyclic dof factor 1-like. The record is from RefSeq and is a predicted model, not a curated record. Gene Ontology annotation, molecular function: DNA-binding transcription factor activity; DNA binding. Lineage: Eukaryota; Viridiplantae; Streptophyta; Magnoliopsida; Lamiales; Lamiaceae. Gene Ontology annotation, biological process: regulation of DNA-templated transcription.
CAUUGCCAACACAGCCUUUUUGUUAUCUUUUUCUUCUUUGUUAUUCAUUUCUCGCAUUUGUAAUCUUUUUCUUACCUCUUGUUCAUUUUCAAGAUUUUGUUGACCAAAUAUGAAGGAGCCGGAGAUCAAGCUCUUUGGCCGCAAGAUCCUCUUACCGGAAAACGCCGGAGCCGUCGCAGCCACCGACGGCAACGGAGACGCCGGCGACUUAGACCGCUGCUUGGAAGAGCUUCAUGAUGAAAAGCAACUGCAUGCUCACGAGGAUCAAGAAUUAGAAGAGUGUGAAACUAGGGAUCAAAAUGUAGAGGAGCCAUCGGUCGCCGGCGUGUCGGGAAACGAGGAAGCCGAUGCGGGCAACGGGCAGCAGAAGGAGGCUCUGAAGAAGCCGGACAAGAUCCUGCCCUGCCCUCGUUGCAAUAGCAUGGACACCAAGUUUUGCUAUUACAACAACUACAAUGUUAAACAGCCUCGACAUUUUUGCAAGAGCUGCCAGAGGUAUUGGACCGCCGGCGGCACCAUGAGGAAUGUCGCGGUGGGGGCUGGCCGUCGUAAGAACAAGAAUUCGGCCUCCAAGGCUAGGGUGGAUUCGCCUUUCGGGCCCAACUCCUCUGUCCUCUCCUUCAGCCCUGAUGCUACCUUAUGCGAGUCCAUGGCCUCGGUUGUGAAUCUCUCGGAUAAGAGAGCUCCCGAUGAGAUUACGAACGAUAAGAAUGAUCGUUCGAUGAGAUCAUCCGUUACAAUAUCCAGUUCUGUGCCACAAGUGGUCAAGAAUGGCCUACCACAACUCGUCGUGCCUAAUUUGAAUGGCGCUCCGUUUCCUAUUCCUUACGUUCCGGGAGUGGCCUGGCCGAUUCCUUGGAAUCCCGCCCUACCCUUCCCGGCAAUUUGCCCCCCGGGCUACCCAAUGCCGGUCUAUCCCGCACCGUAUUGGAAUUGUGGCACGCCUAAUCCUUGGAACGUGUCGUGGGUGCCUACAACCCCUCCGGCUACAAACCAAACGACUAGUACCUCCGGCCCCAAUUCUCCACUAGGUAAACAUUCGAGAAAUGGUGAAUUGCUUAAGCCAAGCAAUUCGCCAGGGCUCGAGCGUUCUGAGUCGAGGGAUUCAGAAAGCUCGAUCCUGGUUCCUAAAACACUGAGGAUCGAUGAUCCAGAGGAGGCUGCAAAGAGUUCUAUAUGGGAAACACUCGGGAUCAAGUAUGAUUCGGUUAGUAGGGAAGGUUUGUUCAAGGCCUUGCAACCAAAGGGCGACGAGAAAAAGCUAAUGAUCUCUGCCUCACCGGCACUGCAAGCCAAUCCGGCUGCCUUGUCGCGUUCCAUUACCUUCCAAGAGGGGGCCUAGCAUCAUCUACAUAUCGGUUGCCUAACGUCAUCUACAUAACGAUCGCCUAGUGAGUUUGGUAAUGUGCUCUUGGAGAUUGUUUUGCAGGACAUAUCAAAAUGUCGAUUUUCUUGCAAGAUUUCUCCCUUGGAAGAGUGCUGAUUUUUUUCUUCUUCAAAUUCCACCUUUUCUUGUAACGUUGGUGCACUUCAUUGUUUAUAGUGUGAAUUUAUGUACAAAAUUUUGUA